This is a messenger RNA of Falco peregrinus (peregrine falcon), 8879 nucleotides long. It is a transcript of the gene WDR64, whose product is annotated as WD repeat domain 64. Lineage: Eukaryota; Metazoa; Chordata; Aves; Falconiformes; Falconidae. The record is from RefSeq and is a predicted model, not a curated record. Gene Ontology annotation, molecular function: protein binding.
AUGGCAGAGCCAAGACAAGAACACAGUUCUGACUUCACGGUAGAACACACUGCCUCACAUGGCAGUGUCAAGAAAUGGAUGUCUGAAAAGAAGGGUUGUGAUAAGGAUAGUUACUCUGCUCUUGAAUUGCUGGAUUUCAAGAAUGCUUUGAAGCAGUUCCAGAAACUAGUUGAAGAAAUAGUAAUCCAGACAACAAAGGAGAGAUUAGGCUUGUGUAUGAAAGAUGAUGUUAAGAAUGAGAUAGACUAUGGUAAGUUCUGUAAAACCACGACACUUUUUGGUCCAGAAGUCAAGGAUCAUAAUAUUAGCCUUUUCAGGAAGAUUAGCAGCAAUCCUGAUGGCAGGCCAGAGUAGUGUAAGAUUUUUGGCUGUUUCAUAGGAGAAAGUGAUGCCGUGUCUUCCCAGCUGAAAGAAAACAUGGGUUUCCUUGUAUCCAAAAACCCACAGAUUACUCAUGAUACUGCUCAGAUCAAUGGGUGUGAUUUCCUACUUCAGCCGAAAUGUGUCAUGGCCAUAACUGAAAAGACAGUCAUCAUCUGGGACUAUAAAUCAAAAGGGAGUCAGAAUAAUUGCUUUAUCAUCAAGCCAAUGGGAAAUGGUCUGCUCUGUGUUUGCACAGUGACUACAUCAGAUCACCUGGCUGAGGAUGGGAGAUGGUAAGGGUUUGUUCACCUGCUUACUGUGACCAGUGAUCACCUUGGCUUGAAACAAUGUGAAGGCAAAAAAGAAUCACAACCGCAGGUCUUGGACUCCAAAACUCUUAACAUUCUUAAACACAAGCUACAUGAUGACUGUGUUAUGAAAGUUAAGUAUAUUUCUGACCUAAAUUGUUUUGGAUCCUGCUCCUCAGACAGCAUUCAUUUAUUUGUUUUGGGUGAAAAGCAACUAGAGGAAAACUUACCUGUAAAGGAGUUUUUUGUCCCUAGAAGAGUCAAUGCCUUCACAUACUGUGGGAAAGCAAAAGCUAUUGUCACCAGGGGUCAUGACAAACUCCUUCAUUUGUGACAUCCUGCUAUAAAUAGUAGGCCUACAGAGGAGCUAUCAGGACACCAAUAUAGUGUUGUGGACAUUGUGACAAAUAGAAAAGAUCAACAUGUUACGAGUCUCUCCUCUGCAAAAAUUUUUAGAGUGUAUAUACAGCCCCUUUCACUGCUGCAGGUAUUCCGUGACAAUCAAGGGAGUCCGGAGACCUUUGCCGUGGUAUUUGACAGUGCUCGUGGCACACUUAUCACUGGUUCAGCUGUUAUUGGUAUUUAUUCCCCAAGUCAUGUGAUACAAGACAUGAGACAAGUGCCAUAGACACGUGAGCAAAGCGUCAAUGUUCUGGCUUACAACAGGGAUUUUCACCAGAUUCUCACUCUCCGCUCUGGUUCAAUACUGAAGGUCCGGGACCUAGAAACGGGAUAUCCAAUAUAUCAGACUGAAGAUGUCAAUGGGCUGAAGACUGGAGUGACCUGUGCAGCCACUGAAAUAAAUGGGGUUUGUCCUACUGGGGCAUGUGAUGGAACAGUGAAAAUCUGGAAGUUUGAAAGUGAGCAGGACUUUAAAGCCUUGCCUUUGGCCCAGCACAGCAAAAAUGAGUGUCAUCUGCUGAAGACAGUUUCCCUGAAGGCUAAUGAGAGCCGACAUGCACUUCUGGUUUUGGAGCAGAGUGGGAAGAUGAAAGUCAUUCAGAGUAACCCAGUCCAGACCUAUCUAUAUGUCACAUGGGUGCUUCCUGAGGCACUGUCGUUUCCAUGAAGGAAUCCAGUUGUGUCUCUGUCACUGAAGCCUGACACCUUAUAAACACAUGAUUUUUUUUCUGAAAUUCAGCUGCUGUCUGACACCAGUUCUCUGGAGAGUGACACAGAGAAUUUUGUACCAUCUGUGAGGAUGAAGCAUUUUGAUGUUUUAAAAGUAGAAGGAUGCAGUUUGAUAGCUACAGGAAGUGCAAAUGGUGCAAUAAUUUUGUGGGAUUUUGCAUCCGCCUCUGUGAGAUGUGUCAAAUUAAUGAAGACAGCCAGGCUUUGGUUCUUCAAGCACCUGGAGUCAAUGCCGUGUUAUUCCUUGUACAUGAAGUCUAAAAGUCUGACCACUACAGGCACUAUUUUAUUAUGCUUUAUUACACUGGAUGAUGUUGAUUUCCAGAUAGCAAACAGUAUCUUCAAGAAUGUCAGUGAUCUCCAACAAUUUCUUUCACACAGGAAAAUUAGUUCCCUGCCCUCUACUACUGCAAGGAGCGACGGCAGUGCCAUCCCAGAGCAUGAGGGCAGUUCUUUGAACCUACAUAAGGAAGAUUUAGAAAGUGAGGAAAUUAAUACUCAGAUAAAAAAAGACAUCCUCUGCUGGAAAGCAGACUUUUUCAAUAACAAGAAAUUUGAUUAUCUGAAACGUGGAUUUAAGCUGAAUUUCUUUGGCAAAGAAAAAAUGCCCCAAAACCAGAAUAUCCCUAAGCCUUGUAGCUGCCCAAUGAAACAGACACUCAUGUUAGAUCCUGCAUCCACUGAAUGCCUAUUUCACCGAGGACCUUCAUGGGACCCCCCAGCAUCUCCGACUCUGGGGAAGCCACAGCAGGAAUUCAAACAAAGGUUCUCUUGUUAUGCGAUUUCUGUGCAUUCAAAAGCAAUACUAAAAAUUGUUGAGAAAACGUAUGAUCAUUUGUGUUCCAAAGCAGAAGGCACAACUAGGUCUAAGAAUAUCCAGUACUUGAAGGUGAAUGUACAGUUAUCCAAAGCUGUAGCAGGACACUCACCAGUACUGGCUUCUGCUCAUGAACAUGGUUGUAUCUGCCUAGGGAAUAUUUGGAGAAAUAUGUUGAAAGGACUUGUGCCAUAUUCAAAAUAUCCUUCCAUUCCUCUGACAGCACUAUGUACAGGCAUCUCCACUAAAAUGCUUUUGGCAGGCAGUAAGAAACUCUUUCCUGCCACCUUCCUGCUCUUAUGCGGUCAGACGCUGGAUGGAAGCAUUGCCUCAUUCUUAGAGGAUCAACAAAACAGUAAAAAUAAAAUAAAGGAGGAGCUAUACUGGAGGGCACACGCUAAAGUGGUUGACUUAUUCCAUGAAGAGGAGAAAAAUGUGGUAGUGACAGCACAUAUUGAUGGUCCAGUCAGGCUCUGGCUUGCCACAAAUAGAUACUAUCUUCGUUACUUUGGACAACCCAGGAAGUCUGAAUUAUCAGAUACCAGUUGGUUGAUUUUACCUUGUGAUGUUAAUAACUUUCCUACUAUAAUUAAAGAGAAAGGGAAUCCCAUGGAAAAGAAGUCUGAAUAUUCUAUCAUGCUGGACAGGGACAAGUAAGAUCUCAUACUUGUACAUACAUGGAUGACAGGGGGAGCAGUUCUAAAAACAUUUUAAAAGUACCUUUCACCUGAAGGUCAGAAAAAAUAUUAGUAUUUCCUAUGAGUUAUUUAGAAAAAUCCUUUUUAAAAAAUGUUUUUACACAGCAUGAAUAAAUCUCUUCUUUGUUAUGACUAGGUGACAGGAUUAGGUGAUACUCGGGAUUUGAAUCUGAUGACUAGAUAACUGUCUCAGAUUUUAGCCUAAUUAGGGUCUGUAUGUGAUGUACACUGUUCAGGUUAGCAGCCUAUUCCCCUUCCAGUUCCACAAGCUGAUAUACUUCUGGGAUGCCAAAAAAAAUAUUGAAAAAAGUUUCAUGUGAAUAAUUUCAACCAAAACCCAAAUCCUUCUGUAAGAAUAAACCCAAUUUAAUCUUUCAGUUUUAAAAAUGGUCUUUUUAAAUUUGCUGGGAUGUUAUGGAUAUAUUCACCUACCUCUGACCAUGACGUUCUGUCACUGGCAUAACUGUUGUGUGUUUAAUAGCAGUACUGGACCCCUCUCCUCCUGGACAGAGUUCUCAAGUGAUGUGGGCUAGUUACAAAUCACGCCAGAGAGCCUUGGCCCUCUACCUUAAGUCAUAUUUCUAGUCCUGGAGCUCCCUGGUUCAUCAGUUAGCGGGUUGACCAAAUGAACAUAAAUACUGCAGCAGGAAUCUUCAGAGGCAACAUACAUGGUGUUUUUAGUAAUAAAGCAGUCCAAAUCUGGGAAAAAUUACUUUGGGGCUUAAAAAGUCAUGCAUGCUUUAGUGGUAAGAUCUCAUAUACCAUGUACAUUCUUAGGUUGCCUUUUCACCAAAGCACUUUGGGACAAUGGGAAAUCUCUAAAGUGCUCUACUGUUACCCCAUUUAGGUUGGUAUCCUGCUAACACUUAUUAUUCCAUAGAGUUCUUACUAAUGUGAGUAGUCCCAUUGAAGUUGAAACAGUAACUCAUUAAUAUAGAGAAGUGCUUGGCUGUGUUUCAAGGACUAACCCUUGUAGUCCAUUUGAACAGCAGCUAGUUUGAAAACUCUGAAAUCAAAGAUACUAUGAGUAAUCCAGCUGACCUUAAAGACACUUUCCACAAAUUACGUGUCUGUGUCAAACUGUGACUGCUUUUUGAGGACUUCAAAUAUUUCAGUAAAAGAGAAUGGCUAUCAUACAUUUACAACAUUAAUUAAACAGACUGGAAGCAAACGAGAAGCCUGCUUAACUGUGCAGAGAACUGGUGGCCACACUCUGCACAAUAGUCUUACCAUUCUAUAUACUCUGUGUGCUGUCACCUCCAGAGUAACUUGAUUCCUCUGGAUUUAUUGUACCAAAUAGUGUAAUGGAUAGCUAGCCAAGCAUCCUCCAAAAGGCUGUGUUACUUAUGGAUGCUAGGCUCUGUUCUUUACAGGAUACAGCAGCUUCUCUUGGGUCAAGUCAGUCAUCUUCAUGAUGCUACUACAGUUCACUUAGUGGAUAACCGUCAUAUAAGUCCCUAAGAUAAGAUCUUAGAACUUUAAUUAACAAAUCAAGUUAUAAGUGCUAUUAACAGAUGUUCCCCAAACGUGCAUAUACCUGAAAAGUCCUUCAUGCAGAGAAAAAAUUAUAACGAAGCCAGUGUAUGAUUAUAACAAGAUACCGAAAAGCCCACCUCCCUCCACUUUUUGAUGGUUAAGAAGGAAAAGCACCUUACUGUGAUUAACUGCUAAAAGAUUCAGAGCCAUAAAAUUCUUCUUUUGCUAGGCAUACUGACUUCUCUGAAGAACAAUAAAUGUUAUUCCAGAGGUACUGCUCUAACCUUUCUCUCAUGUUUCAGGAGCUUUGGUGUCCUUGGAUAAGCAAAGAGUUGGUGGUGUGUUCCACAGGUAGCACAUAUAUGCCACAGUAUCCUAGUCAAAUGUCUUCUUCCAGAAACAUUUAGAUUUCCCUGUUAAUCAGCUGGAGAGAAGACAGAAGGAAGAUUGAGAACUAGCUUCAAAUAGUGAGAAACACCCUUUUUUAAAGGUACCUGGAUUUAGGUCACAGCAGCACGGAACAUGCUAUCUGUAACUUUAAAGUUAACACUAUUUUCAGCUGAGCUAACUUUAUACUAAUUAAACACAGUUACAGAAACAGAAAAAGCAAAAACCAAGCAAAGCUCCUUGCGAUUGUUUUGUUAAUGCUAUGCAGACAAGUCUUCAGAAUUAUCGUUCUAAUACUUUUAGUGCCAAUAUUUUUGUUUGACCAGAACGAUUAACAGAAUGAAAUGCCCAUAUUACCCCCAAAAUCCAUUUUUAACAGCACAGAUUACUUCUGGUUUAUGCUACUUUGUUUUAGAAAUACAGUAGCAUGUCACAGUAGGGAAAAACUGUUUAGAUAAGAUAUUUUUAAAUUAGGUUUUCUGAUCAAUUUACUGCCUGUCAGUUCAGGUUUAUGGGCAAAAUCCUGAUUUCUUGUUGCACCAAUUUAAAUCUUAGCUAUGGAGGUUUAAAACAGUAAAAAGCACUGUAGGUCAACUCAAUUGACCCCAAUUAUUUUCAUAAUUUUUAUUAUACAGUACAAACCAAGCCCAGGGCGUGGUAGAUAUGUUUAAAGGAAGGUCUAUGCAUAUGAAUCAGGGUGUAAUGAAGGUGAAAAUAUAAAAGUAUUAUUUUAUCAUUAUUGUGAUUCAAUAUGAACUCCUUACACUGAACAGUUGCAAAAAAGACCAAAAUUUGUAAAAGAUAUUCAGCAUAACUUAGGGUGAUCAGAAAUCAUACUCCUUUUCAGCAGUUUCCAGUGGCUGUUUACUUAAUGAUGGGGUUAGUAACAACGUUGUUCUGGUGGAUUUUGUGUUAAUUGAAAGUCUCAAACUGUUCUGCCCCAGGAUGUGCUAAAAUCCACUUAACAUCUUCCCUAUUUUUAUGAAUGGACCCUGAACCCUUACUCUAAAUCUGAACUUUUGGAUAGCACUGAAAGAGAACUGGCAAAUGUUGGAAACUGAUCUCCUCACCAACAUUUAAGAAACCAAUACAUAGUUUUGUCCCUUCUUCCAUAGCACAGCAACUAAACUUCAGUCUUCUUAUGCUUUAUUCUCUAUUUUCAUCUAAAUAGGAAAUCCAAAUCUUUAACUAGCACAGUUAAUAAUAGCAUCAUAGUGAACAGCACCUAUCAUCCCAUGCUGCAUAAUGAGCCACCCUUCUGCUUGGGAAAGCACAUGGCAAAAGGGGAAGGGAUCUUGGCUUUAUGUAAAAUCGUUCCUUCAGGACCCAGCCGGGGUUGGGGAGCAGUGUGUUACACUAACUGGUCUGAACUAAGAAUCCCUGGCAGCUCCAAUAGGCUCUGCACAGGUCUGGCUCCACAUCCCUGCAGGUGCUCCCCAGGGCCUCUGGUUCUGUUCCCCCCAAAAGCCCCUAUGAAACAGAAACUCAGGUGAGUGUGAUACAGAGGAAUUACACCCCGCGCUCUGUGAGCUGUUUUGAUGGCAGAAGCAAAACACAAACAGUGUUCUCCCUUACCCAGGUUCUAUGAGCGUCCCAAUUACUCUUGGUAGCAAAGUUAACUGUAAUAGGAGCUUUGUGAGUCUCUCACUGCAAGGCAGAGUUCUGUAGCCUUUUUAUCUCUUGCCAUCACAGUGGUUAUUUUUACUUUAAGUGUUUGCCUCAGAACUCCAUUUUAUAUUCACAAUCUCAUAAGCAUCAGAUACACAGCAAGGAGUUAAUGCGCCCUGCUGUUUCUGCCUGUUCGUUCCUUGCUUGUGCUUUCAAAGAGCAUGUUCAUCCUCUAAGCCAGAAGAGUGCAUGCUGAGCUCAUAUUCAAUUAAUUACCUGUCAUGAUUCUCUGAAUCCUUCCUGGCAUUUUAGCAUUCCAGGACAAUGUCACAGUAUGGCACAGGUCACAGAAUACAUAUUCUAUCAUCUGUUGUCUGGCUAAAGGUACAAAUCUUUGCCAAGUGUGUCACUUUAAUGACUAUUUAGGAUAAUCCUUGUAACCAGUGCCAUUGUUACCCACUAUUUUGGGGAAAGUAGUGGUUUUCCUACAUUACUGGUAAUGAACAGUGCUUGAUCUGCCGGCCUCCUUGGACAGACUGUCUUCUGAUAAGCUGACUAUACAAUGGCUUGCAACAAUUUACCUGUCUUCAACUUGUUGUAGGGCUAUGGUGGAUUUUGGGGUAAUACUGCUUCUUUUUUUAGCAAAAUAUCCUGUGGGAGUAUAUUUAAAAAUACUAUGAUCAAAUGUACCAGGUCUGGCUGGGAUGAACCUUAUUUUGUUCACAGCAGCCUAUAUGGUGGCUGUGUUCUGGAUUUCAAAGUGUUUUUUUCCCACCCCCAGCAAGUAAACUGGACAUGCACAAGAACCUGGGAGAGGACACAGCCAGGACACCUGAUCUGAACUGGCCAGAGAUAUUCCAUACCAUAUAAUGUCCUUCUCAGCAACAGGAGCUCAUGGAAUGGAGGAGGAAAGCAAGAUAUUCAUGGUUAUGGUGUUUAUCUUCCCAAGUAACCAUUAUGCGUUCUGAGGCCCUGCUUCCCAGGAAGCGGAUAAACAUCUGCCUGCUGAUGGGAAGUAGUGGAUUAAUCCCUUAUCUUGCUUUGCUUGCACAUGCAGUUUUGCUUCACCUAUUAAAACUGUCUUUAUCUUGACCCAUGAGUUUUCUCACUUUUACUCUUCCAAAUCUCUCCCCCAUCCCACUGGGACAAGUAAGCAAGCAACUGGGUGAGCACUUAGUGUCUGCCAGGGUCAACCCACCACACUAACCAACCUUGUGGUUAAAACUAAACCUGAACUUGUCUGACAAACCAAGCAGCACCAGAAAAAGUGUAAUCUCCAUUUGUUACUUGUGUUCCCUUCAUGCACCCCGUGAUUUAGCAGUUAGCAUGCGAAAGGUAACCCCCCCUGCAGUUCCCCGAGUCCUGUUUGCCUUUGUAAGACAGCUACAUCAGCCCUCUUCCAGUUACCUGAAAAUUGCCUAGUCUUCAAAGAUUAUUUAAGAUGAACAGUUCAGGUUCAGAGAUCCUUACCCAUUUCUUUUGAUGCUUUUACACAUUAUGCUUUGUAAUUGCAUAAGAUUUUCUCUUUGGUAUUGUCCCUGUUUAUAGUUAAAACUAAAAUAUUUUACUGUGUUUGCAACAUGCAGAUAUCCCACUUCGGUUUAUUAACUGACUAUUUACUUACCUAGAACUGACUGUUUACUCAGAACUAUUUACUCAUUCUUUUCUUUUUACCAAACCUUUAGGCACUGCUGGGACUUCAUAGGUUCUUAAUUUUUGAAUUUCACUCUUUUCAGUCUUGCUGCCUGCUCCCUUCGCUUUUCUUAUUAAUUGCCUGUUUUCCAAGAGCUGAUUUGUACUCAUGUCUGCUUAUGCCACUAUACUCUCCACUGUGCAGAACAACCCAUCCAUAAUGUAAUACUGUUCCCAGUAACAACCAAUUCUUUAAUCCUAUGCUGAAUGAAAUCAAUGAACCAGCUCUCAGGAGGGAACCACACUGCAAGGAAAACUGUCAAAAAUGCAUGACUUGUGUUAUCUUUAACAGCCUUCCAUUCAGUUACUACCUUACUGUUGUGUUAUUUAAACUGUGACAAAAUUAUAGUGCUAUAAUGCUCUCUGACUUCUUUUUCCAUAAUUCAUUAAAUUAACGAA